CUUCCUCAUCCUCCAUCUGACCUCCAGAGGCUCUCUGCCAGCUGAUUGGCCUCCUCCAACAUGCUCCGCCCCCUGCUCCUCCUGUCUGCUCUCAUUGGGCUGCUGCCUGGUGCUGAGCAGCAGCAUGUUGGUUCUGCAACAUUAAACAUCUCCUCUUGUCCCAUCUCAUAUUAUGGAGAGCAGUUCACAACGCUGUAUGUGACUGCCACGGAUGAAGUAUUCACAGCCUGUUUCGACAUCAUUGGUGUGGACUGCAUUGUUGGGCCUCCACUCGAAAUUUUUUUCUUUUUCGAUGAAGUGUCUGAGAAUGAAGCAGAUUGGCAUCCGAGUUUGCCAGAUAUUUCCAGCUCACUGCUAUGCUCAGUGGAGUUGAAGGCGUUUUCAGGUUUAUUUCCUGUUUCUUUGAAAAUUAGCAGCUUUGGCUCACAAGCAGCUGUGAAAUUAGAAACAGGCAGUCUGGGACCACAUGAGUUUGAAUUUGUGGCCAACGGUGAUUCUGUAGGUUCAGUGAAUUUGACAAACACAGGCCCGAUCUACAAAGACAUCAGCGCAUGCAGACAGUCAGGUGGUUUGUAUUUCUAUGAUGAUGAGGUCAGUUCUGACCCAGACACCUGCUCCACUGAAUCCUGUGAUAGUGUGGCAACCAUUCAGCCCAACGACAUAUGUGGCCCUCUGGAGCGUUGUCAUGGCAACAACACCUGCAUGUUUGUCUCCAUCUGCACUGUGACCGGCCCCGCUGUCAUUGACUUUAAUGACCAACUGAAGACUGUGGAGGAUCGGUGUGGGUACACCCUGCUGACAGGUUCAUCAAUCCAAAAUCUCACUGUGGUGGCGAACUUCCAGGAACGUCGUCGUAGAGAUGUGAGCUUUUUGGACAGCGUGACACUGCGGCUGCAGGGGCAGGAUGAUGUUCACCUGGAACAAGGCGGGGUAGUUAAGGAGGGGAACACAGUGCUGACCAUCAACGGCUCGACUGAUCUGGGAAACGGUGUGGAGGUCUUUGUGGACCCAACUGGAGUCACAGUCACCGUGUCGCACCCCGAGUCCACCACUUCUGUCUUCUUUGACGGGAACACUGCACAGAUCAUCUUCAUAGGACCUGCUGGACAAGAUCCAGACCUGGGGGGAUUGUGUGCCAACUCCACGUCUGUGAGUGAUGAGAGACUUCCUGAGGACAUUGGCAGCAGCUGUGAGGUGCAGUACAAUGACACUGCUGACAGUUCCAUCAACUGCACCAUGAUGACUGAACGCUGUAACCUCCUGUUGGAGGAGCCCUUCACCGCCUGUCACAACCACACCGACCCAGAGUCCUACAUAGACGCCUGCAUCGACACUUUGUGCAAAUACCCUGCGGUGGACGGUCUGAACUGUCAGUUCCAGGAGGCCUAUGCCAGAAGCUGCAGCUUGCGCAGCAGCAACGACACACUGGACAGCUGGAGGUCAACGGUCGGCUGCUCCCCCCCUCAGCCCUUCUGUCAGGGACGGAUCUGCAGCGAUCAUGAGUUCUGUGCUGAGACCAUCAGUGGUGGAAUCGGCUGCUUCUGUCGGGCCAUUUUUGCCUUCCCGUACAGAUCGAAUGACACUUUGGGUGACCCGACGGUCUGCGAGGAGAACUCAGCUUCAGUUACUCUGGUCGGGUGUCUCCUGGAGGAGAAAGGCCUCGACUAUACGAUGUUACACCUCAAUGACCCCACCUGCACGGGUCAGAGAGAUGAGCUGGACCACAUGGUGACCUUCAGCUACAACGGCAGCAACACCUGUGGGACGGAGGUCAUGGCCAACAACAGCCAACUGAUCUACAUGAACAGCGUCACAGUCCUGAACAGCUCCUCUGACAACAUCACUCGCCAGGACCAAGUCUACAUCGACUUCUCCUGCGUCUUCACUCAGCCAGAUGUCAACACUGUGACCUUCAGAAUCAAAGACAGCUCUGUGAUUGAGAAGAUCACAUCUGGAACUUGGAAUUACACUCUGACCAUGAAGGCCUACACCGACGCCGGACGCACACAAGCUGUGGACUCCAACACUGAAGUCCAGCUGAACCAGCAGAUCUGGGUGGAGCUGGAGACUGACGGGCUGGAUGACGGUUUGGUGGCCCUGGUGACCGACUCCUGCUGGGCAGCCGACCAGGCUGAGAGUCUGAGAUACAACCUGAUUGUAGACGGCUGUGCGAACCCCGAUGAUCAGACGGUGAAUGUGGUGGGAAACGGAGCGGGAACGUCCAACUACUUCUCCUUCAACAUGUUCCAGUUCUCUAGGAGCUCUUCUGAGGUCUCUGUGCACUGCAAAGUCAACCUGUGUGCCAACUUGAACCAGACCUGCACCCCGGAUUGUAGCGGAGGUCUUCGGAAACGCAGAUCUGCUGGGUCCAAAUAUUUAGAUGAGGCUCCGGCCUUCAUCUCCAUGACCUGGACUAAUUAGGUUGUUUCCACGGUAACUCGGACUGACUGACUGGCUGUCGACCUUCACCUUGAUUCCUGAGUUUUACGUCGUCCUAAUCCAGAACCUGAUUGUGUGAAUGCUUUUGUUUUCGAACGACGUGUCCUAGAGAUUAGCUCACUUAGCUCACAAGCCAUGCUAGCUCAAACAAUAAUAAAGAGACACUUCUGCCCCUCUUCCAGCUGAGAUUGGGUUGAUUCAGUCCAGAUUCCCCUCAGAUGGUAGAAAUUAUUUCACUGAUUGGAUCCUUUAAAAGUGAAUCUUCCAUCAGAGCAGAGCAUGUUAGCGUGACUCAUUUCUCAAUAACAAACCUGAGCUAAUCUUUGAUGGAGCGUCUCUGAGCAGAAUGUGUUGCUGUGCCUUCCUCACUGGUUUCCACACUGCAAACACAGCACCUUUUUAUUUCCUGAAAUAUGAAACACUAUAAAAACAUAAUCAAAAACUAUAUGGUGAAGGAAAGUGUGUGUUGGGAAGCUUGGGAUUAACAAUAUAUGUAUCAACAUGUUAUUCGUUCUAUCGUGAAUCAACACUCCGAUCAAUAACAAUAAUCAGAUAUUAUUUGGAUCAUGAAUGAUUAAGUGUUGUCUGCAUAUUAGAGUGUGUGACAUGGAGUGGACAACACUGUAUAACUUUAAAAUCCUUAUAAAUCCUGAUAAUAUUUACCUUUUCAUUCUUUUCUGGAGACAGCAGUUUCUGUCAGCUUGUGCCUGUAACAUGAUAUCAGCUCAUCACAUCAGUUCAGUUUGAUCCAUGGUUGAUGGUUGAAGCUUUGCCACAACGAGGUUUAGAAGUUCACUCUGAGGAAAACAAUGAAUUCAGUGCAAAUGCAGCAUCAACAUGUUGAUGAUUUACAGAUUCCAGGUCAGUCAGAACUGAUCUGUGUAGCCUCACUGCACUGACAAUCUAAACACAAGACUGGAUCCUGCUGUCACGCUCAAAGACACUGACAAGUUUUCUAAUACAAGUUUAAAUUCAGGACAGCAACGAAAACUAAAUAUGAAAUGUUUUUAAUAAUGUCGGAAUUUUAGUGACAUUAUUGUCACUUGUAAACAUAAACUUUUUGAAUCAUAAAAACAAAAUGGUUUCUUUCACAACUCAACAUGAUGUGAUUUAACUAGCCAACAAAAUAUGAUCCAAAACUGUGGCCUUCAUGUAGCUGAGAUACGAGUUAUGCUGUAUCAUCUUUUUUAUGUUCCUAUUUUUGUUCA
Molecule: messenger RNA, 3647 nt
Organism: Chelmon rostratus (copperband butterflyfish)
Lineage: Eukaryota; Metazoa; Chordata; Actinopteri; Chaetodontiformes; Chaetodontidae
Exons: 19
Coding region: 61-2421 (786 amino acids)
Source: RefSeq, a predicted model, not a curated record